CCGUACGUGGUCGGCUCGGUCCUCUUUUCGGUCCAGGCACUAGUGACGCAGUCGACGCUGCAGCCGCUGGUCGUCACGCUUCACUCGAGCAUUGCGUCGGGCUACGCGGCUUUGUUUGACGUGUCGUGUUCGCUACCGGUUGGUUCCGAGACGUUUUCGAUCACGCUGUCGCUCCCGUCGGCGUACUGCGACGCCGUGUCGAUGGUGUACAUGUUUGACAGACUCGUCAAUGCGGCCGAGGAUGGCUGCUCGUACGUACUGCAAGACGGCACCGGGCGGACGUCUUGGGCGACAUGGUUCUCUGGCACGGUCUUUUUGCGAGUCGCGCCGGGCUUCUCUGGCAAUAUGACUCUUCAGUACACGGCGACGUCUGGCAACGUAGUGGGGUCGACGGCGCAGACCAUUGCGUCGGUGAGCUUGGUGUGGGACGCCGACACCGACCCCGUGGUAUUGCCCGGGACGUUCCAGUGGCUCGAGGCAUACCAGAACGAGUUGAUUUUCCGUGAUUGGAAGGCCGAUGUGGAAGAUGUCUUGAACAGCGCUGGCGAAACGCUUCACGGCAAUGCUUCGGUCCACUUCGAGUGCGAUCAUCUGAAUCGUGGCAUUACCGGAGGGUGGGCCAGCGGCGCGUGGAUGCCUUGCGAUAUCGAGGCAUUGCAGGAUGUGUACGAUGUCGCGCUGGCUCCUGCUUUGGACUUUUCGGGGCGAACCGCUGUGACCUUGGUCGUGACAGAAGCACGGUAUUUGGCACGCCCCAUCCAAUGUGUCAUUCAGUACACGAUCCGCAUCAUCGAAGUCGCCCCGCUCCCAGCGCUAACCUUGCCGGUGACAUUCCAACCACACAGCGUCAUUGCGUACGGUCAGCCUGCUAUGAUUGCCUUGGCAGAACCGGUGGCCUCGUCGUCGUCGCUGGAUCUGGACAUUCUUGUGGAUGCAACCACGCUCUUGUACGAGGCGACACAGCCCCCUCGCUCCCAGGCGCGUGCCAUUGCGACCGACACCUUCGUGUUUCAACCUGAUAUCUCACCAAUCGUGUACACGACUGUAAAAUCACCGCUCUUGGCAGUCGCGUGCCUCCAAGGCGAGCCGGCCACACUCAACUUGACCUAUCUGGGCGCGUCCAACACGACGUUGUGGGUGAUGGUUGUACCACGCGAUGUACCGCUACAAAUCAACCGAGCGAGUGCGGCGACGCUGGAUCCUGUCAAACUGCCGCCGACACAGCUCUUGCACGUGCAGCCACCCGCGUACUUUACGGGCCGGUUGCAAUUCGACAUUCGCAUUGGAUUGCAGCGCGGGCAGCGUACUGCCAUUGUACCGUACGCUGCCGUUGUAGACGUGACGCCGCUGCCUGUGCCGCCCGUGCCCCGUGUCGUUUUUUGCAAUAGAUCGGUUCCCUUUGGUGACGUGGCCGUUGUCACUAUGACGAAUGUGCCCUUGUCGACAACGACGGCGUUUGCGAUCGAGAUUGAAGUGCUGAAUGCGACCAUGGCCUCGUCACUUAUCGCUGCUCAAGUCGUGGCGCUCGAAACCAUCUCGCACUUCCCGGCGCAGUACCACUACGCCAACGUGACGAGCGCUACUGCAUGGAAGUGGACGCUACCGGUGGUAUUGCUUCCGUCGGGAACGGUCGCGGAUCGCCAUCUUGUGUCGCUUUCGGUAGCCGUGCAUAUGGCCCCCGACUUCGCGGGUCAUGUGCCAUUGGCACUUCGCCUCGUGUCAUUCUUGGCGGCCAACGCCAGCGUGACGGCCGAGUGGGUGUAUCACCAAACUGUGCAGUGGCACUACAACCAAGUCCCGCUCGUCGAAGUCGCGCCGCUGUGGACCUUGACAACGCUUGAAAACCUCGACACACGCGUGGCCUGGAUGGCACUUCUGACGCAAUCGUCGUUGAUCGGCACCUAUUGGACACAAGCGUACAACUUGACGGGUGUGUCGCUGCAGUAUGGCGUCAACAAAACCGUGCGAGAUGCUUCCAUUGACACGUUUUUCAACGCCACGCAAAGCGCUACAGUGGUCCGUGCGUCCAAGCUGCUUGCGUGGUCUCUCAACGACUCCAUGUCCGAGAUCACGAGCGACGAUGCGAUGCAGUUGUACGUGCUACCGUACCGGUACGGCUCGACCAACGUGACCCUCAAUUUUACGUUCCACGGCGCCGACGAAUCGAUCCGCCCACGCAUCCUGAUGCAGCCCAUACAACUCGACGUGCUCCAAGUUGCUCAAGUACCGGUGAUCGACUCUGUGCGGUCGCCCGCCGUCGUUGCCUCGGAUGACAUCGCCGACGUCACGGUCCAGAUUGCAACACCAAUUCUGGACGGCUCGGAUAUGUUGACGGCGCUCUUGUGGACCGACAGCCCGAGUGUAGCUGUGCAAAAUGCAGCCAAUGUCGUUCUUGUGCCGCACCAAAACGAGACGCUGCCCCGGUACGGUAUCCCAUUUGGCACCAGUUUCUACCAGUCGAUUCAAACAUGGUCGGCGACCUUCCGCGUCAUGGCCCUCGGUAGCUUUAGCGGAAAAGCCAAUUUCUGCCUCGAAAUUCGUGCCAUUGCAACGACCAAUACGACAUCCCGCGCCUCUGUGUUUCACCGUUUUGCCAUCGACUUUGAGCCGAGCGACACACCGAUCGUGGUGCCCGCGAGCGUUGUGUCAAUGGCCGUGUUUGGCGGUGAAAUCUGGACCCUCGAUGCCCCCGCCAUCUUGCGUCAAACGAAUGCACAGCUGCCGUUGCCGUACGCGACGGCAGCGAUAGCGUCGGCGUCGUACGAGUACACACUCGAGACGGCCAACAUUCACUACGGAUUUGCCAGCGUCGUACCACGCGUCCUAGCGCCGGUGCGGGUGGCAUUGAACGUGGCAGGCGUGCCGCCGCUCACGCACGACCUCGUCCACAUGGAAGCGGCCAACACCAGCACCUACGAUCAACCCAUCACGAUCACCUUAACGCUCCAAUGCGCAAAAGCAGUGGUCCAUUUCGAGCCCACUACAUUGGCGUACCUUGUAAACGGUCGAUCGGUCCAAGACACCUCGGUACUCAACAUGGGCCAACCAAUCCAGGUCGUCGCGUGGCCUCCUCUCGGUUCGAAUUUCUCGGGCGUCAUACCGUUUCAAGUAUCGGCGCUCUGCGACCAUGGCCCGGCGCUCAGUGUGCGUAAGGACCUUCAGUGGCUGGCCAACCCAGCGUCCUUUUUGCUUCCGCCCACGACGGCCAACGCAAGCACAAAUGAGAAUACGUGGCUGCAAAUGGCGCUGGGGUCGAUGCUAAGUGCGACCAACCGCACGGUCAACGACAUUCGAUACCGCGUCGCAGCGCUGCGCUAUGUGACACCGCUCGACGACAACAUCCAGCAAGUCGAACUCGGGAAUGCAACGCUGCUAGACAGCAACUAUAUUGGGCUGCUACCGCGGGUUCACUUUUCGGGGGUGCUCUCGGUGACGUGGCUGGUCGAAUACGAAGGUGUCGGCACCCAGUUUGGACAAGUCGUCGCACUCCAGAACCAAACAGCCACGCAUACAAUGCUUGUGGCCGUGCACCCGGUCGCGGUCGCACCGACACUUGAUUUGGCUACCGAUGGCGUCGUCGACUUUGGCAACUACUCGCGGGCGACGCUUCACGUCACGAUCGGUGGCGACACGUCGCAGACGACGCAGUUGUAUCUGGCCUGCACCGGUAGUAUUGUCGCAUUUUCCGGGGGCCGGUGGUUGCCAUAUUUUGGAUCGGUUCAGAUCGGGACGCUCAACUUGAACACGACGCUGCAGUGGAUAUAUGCACCGAGCCAAGCGGCAGCCGGUACCGCCGACUGCACGCUGCACUCGAUGACGACGUCGGUGGAUCUCGGUCUUGGCACGGACCCCCGUCAGAUGCUGGCAACGCAAAGCGUCAACUGGACUGCGACGUGGCAACCCAGUGUGCAUGUACCCGUGAUGCCCGUGCAGACCUUGUCCUUUACUACCAUGGUCAACCGGACGCUCGUGCUCUCGCUGCCUGACUUGAUUUCGUCGCUGCCAAAUGCUACGUCGUGCGCGCUCCAGUGGUAUACCUCGGACGUCCAGCGCACCUUGGCCGACGGGGUCGUCGUCAACGCCACGCGCACCAGCCAACUGACGCCGGCGUUUGCUCAAGCUUCCGGGAUGUCAUGCGCCAAUCUCUCGCAACUGACCGUCGAGUUCGCUUCGAGCUAUGUCGGGCGUACGACACUUUUUCUGGGCGUCGAAACGCUUGUCGCGCAGUACCCUGUGGCGAUUGCCGUAACUGUCAAGUCGCUGCCCGUUGCACCGCAUGUACUAUUGUCGACCAACGCCGUCGUCGCAUCGUACGAGCAGCCCGUGUCGGUGGUUGCUUAUGCACCGGCGCCACCCGGCACCUUGGUGACAUACCACGUUGUGAGCAGCCCGCCGAUCAUCACUGCAAUUGGUCGCAGCGGCGAGUGGUUUACGGCUGACGUCUAUGGCAUCAUUUCCAUGCGACCAUGGGCGGCCGUCGAUGCGACGCUUCAAGUAGCAGCACCCAUCGGUUAUGUGGGCUCGGUGCUACUGACGAUUACUGCGCUCGUUCAAAAUGGCGCCGACGGCGCGUCCGAUGCGCAGCAGCUCAACGCAACGUGGCUGCGUGCUCUUCCGCCGUCGCUUCAAGUGUCGUCAGUUGACAGCAUGUAUGCCACCGACGUGGCGUCCAUUCAGCUGCAAACCGAGCUGCAGCAUCAAGACAGCGCCAUUGGCGCGCUCAGCGUUCUCAUGACAACAUCCCAUGCGCUACAAGAUGUCACACGAACGCUACAAGCGUCUCCGGCUGCCUACCACGUGCAACUCCCCACGAAUGAGCUACUCGUGACGCCGCUCCGGUACUUCGGGGGUCCGAUCGUCUGGACCUUUCAAGCAACGAGCACCGCGUUUGGGACCUCGGCCAUUUCGGUCGCAUCGCUCAAUAUGACGGUGGUGCCUGUCGUCUCGACGCCCAAUAUCACGCUGGGUGUUCCAGCCAUGGUACAAAACACCUCGAGCCGCAUGAGCAUUCAAGUGGCCCUUGUCGAGCCCCUUGGGUAUACGGAAGUCUCGAAGUCGACCCUGGUGUUUUCCAGCUUUGGCAUUGAUGCAAUCACGGACGCUUCAACCAACGCGUCGGUGCCGUGCGUCGUCGUCGGCCCCAAUGUAACGGCGUGUCCACUGGCAACCACGUUUGGCGCGGCGCGCAACUUUUCUCUGGUGCUGACGCCGUACUUGGACUAUGCAGGGCCGGUCAACUUUUCGGUGCUUACAAUCCAUUCGAUCCUCGAGGCGCCGCUCGGCUGUAUGGAGAGCGCUUGGAACAGCUCGAUGCUGCACGCAUGCUGCGAAAAUGUCACCUCGCAGUGUACGGCCUCGUCGUCGGCCGCAACUAUCGUCGUGCGCGGCAUUGCUGCCUACCCCAACGUAUCGGUGUCACCCAUCAGCCUCGUCUCGAGCGUCCAGGCGAUCUCCGCCGUCAAGGUGCUUGCUCUCGACGUGCACGAUCCAUUUCACUCGCAGCUGCUCACGGCAACCAUCGUAUGCCCGUUGAAUACGCUCCAUCGCGUCGUCGUGUCCCAAAACUACACGCGGACCAACAUGACCAAACUGACAUCGGUCAAUGCCUCGUCGAUGGACAUGUUUUCCGUCGCGUGGCUCCCGCGCAUCGCCCCGUGGGGUCUCGAGCUUGAAUGGUCUGCCAAUGCGACAACGCCGCGCUUCAACUGCACUCUUGUUGCGCAAUCGAGAUCGGUGCUCUUUCCAAACAGCACGGCGACAACCAACACGACGUUUUUCGUCGAAUUGAACUUGACACCGCCGGCACUCACUUUGUCGCAAGCGUACAUCGAGGUGCAGGAAGGCCAGCCGAUCGUGUUGGCAGCGGCAUUGGCUACCGCCAACGCGACGCUCGUCCUCGAGGCACCGCUCGCCGUCAUUCAACGCGUUGCGUUUCAAAACGCGUCGAUGCUUUACGCCACCACGACGCAGAUUGGGAACCGAACCUUCGUGUACGGCGGCGCGAGUGGCAUUCGCGGGUCGUUUGUCUUGACGACAUUCCCGACAUCCGGCGACGUCACACUGCGACUGUACUCGUUCCCGACGAUCGCGUCCGCGAUGACCAUUCUGAACGCGACGUCGGCGGCGCGGGUACUUGUCCAUAUCAACCCCAUCCCGAUGCUACCGCUCUUCCUCGCUUCGCCGUCGGUACUCUUUGUGCCGACAUCCAUGAACAAUGUCACGACCAACGUCGUCGUGUCCAUGGCGCAUGUCGAUGUCGACAAUGUCGUCUAUCUUCAAGUGGGCGUCCCGCGGUUCCUCGUGACGGAUUUGAGCUGGAACGGCCAAUUGCAAGUGCCUCAAUCGAUCAACACGACAAGCACAUUGACGUCGGGCACCAUGACACUGGCAGUUCAGAGUUAUUACGAUGGCCACUUUGCGGUGACGCUGGAUGCGUUCAGCGUCGUGCCCGCGUUGGGUCUCACGGCGAGCAAUCGGUCUUUCUUGUCGGUCGUGGCCUUUGCGUCGACGCUGGAUCUCACCAACUUGGUCGUGGCAUCGUCCGUUGAGGGCGGGGCCACUGACUUUAUCGAGAUCCCUGUCACGUCGAAUGUCUCGGACUUGGUGCUAUUGGAUUUGGAGCAGCACCACCUUGGCACGGUGGUGGCCAACGGCAUCGUGCUAACAAGGACAGAUUGGGGCAACUCGAGCAUCCCCAGCUACGCGCUGCCACAACCACUUAUGCAGCUGCACGUCCGAAGUCGACCGGGUUUUGCGGGCUUCUUCACGGUCGCGCUGGCCGGUGUAGAUACAUCAUUAGCGCUGGGCAUUGCGCCUGUCCGUGUGCACGUGCAACCCGUGGCGCUACCCCCGCAGUUGCUCAAGGUGUCGCCAACGAUCAUCAACGGGACGACGGUCUAUCUUGACGUCGUCUCGGAUGUACCGAGUCCAUCCAAUGGCGUUGAUGUAUUGACGCUCACAAUGACCCUGCCCGUGUAUGUGCCUGUCAUCGCCUGCAGCGUUCCGUCGCGUGCUUCGAUCCCCGUGCGCGUCAACGGGACAUUCAGGACAUUUGACGUCCCUUCGACGACCACGACUGUGCGCUUUGUACUUGCGCCAAACUAUGUCGGCACGUUCAGCGUUGCAGUGCUACUGACAGACACAAGCGGUCUCGUGUCGACGGCGUCCGUGGAAACCAUGAUCAACCUCGUCAUUGCCCCCCGCACAGCCCCCCCGGCGGUCGGGUGGACCUAUGCGCUCUCGUCCCAGGUGCCAAGCAUUUCGGUCGUUGAGAACGCUCUCAACACGCCGAGUCUACUCAACGCAACCAGCCUUCUCAAUGGCUCUAGCGCGUGGAAUGCAUCUGGAAAUGUUGACGUUUCGAGCGCAUUUAGUAUCGCGACGCUUCCAUCGACGGCAACACACCCGCUCCAGAGCUCGAUCACGUUUAAUGGGUCCGAGACUUGGCUCGCUUUCGUGCCGACUGUCUCUGUGACGGACCUGUCCGACCUUGAGAUUAGCUCGGACGUGCCACGUUUGCUUUCAAGUCGUAUCGUGCCAAGCAAGUACUUUGACGGCUACGUAGUGCUCGCACCACAUCUAGUGUGGACCACUCCGUACACGUAUGGGGCGAUGACAACGCUACUCGGUGCGACGACCGCGAGUCUGCACCAGGCCACGGGUGUCUCACUGCAAACGACGUCGCAGUCGUCUCGAGUCGUUGCCGUCGCUGUGCGUAUUACUCCAGUCGCCCAAGUGCCGACCGUGACGCUACAGCUGCCGCCGCCCAUUGCCGGCUUCGGUCCAUGGGCUGUGUACGAAGCCGACGCGGUAAACUUCACGAUCAACGCUACGACCGUGUACGCAGUGCCGACCCAAGUGCUGCACACCCGGCUGAGCGCGAGCAGCACCCAACUGACCAGCAUCUCGAUCAACGGCACGGUACUGGCGCUGCCAAAGGUCGGACCGGUGGUAUUUCCGUCGACGCUGCCUGCCAAUGUCCUGCCCGUGACGACUGUCUCGCUGCCAGUCGUGCGCGGUGUCUUUGGUUUACUACCGAUGCAGCUGAUGGUGCAAAACACCGAGACGCUCAACAAUGACUCGCAACUUGUGGUCAAAACGUGGAACGUCACGGUGGUCCCGGUUGCACACGUGCCGACGCUCGUACUGCAACCGAGUGCGACGACGUUGCGCGAGUCGGACGUGCUGCAACUGACGGCCACGGCGACCGUACUUUCGACAACAGAAAACAUUUCGAUUUCGGUCGCAUCGUGGCCUACCGAGGCGGCAGUAACAUUGCAGCAUCGUGACGCGACGCUAUCACAUCUUCCGUCCGGGGCGCUCGUGACACUCUCGCUCGCCAAGUAUUGGUCUGGCACGCUCCAGCUCAACGUGACGGCACUCGCACAGCAGUCGAUGGCGAGUCCCCGCGACAAGGCCAGCACUAGCCAACUGCUCAACAUUACCGUGCUACCGGUUGCGUACCCUCCACUGCUCGUCGUCGACCCGUCGAAGCAUGGUGUCAUGGGGACUUGGGUCACGGUGCCAAUCAACGUCUCGGCACUCGUCGUGCGUCGGUCCAGCGACAUCGACGAAUGGUCGCUCCACUUGGUUGCGCGGGCGGGUGCACUUAGUGUCUGGGCCAACCAAACGCUCUUGACGCGCAACGCGUCACUGAGUAACAUUACGCUCGAUAUUUUCUCGCUACCAGUCUCGGGCGAGCACGAACCGCGUCGCCACCACAAAGACAAACGCGACAACGGUGCAGCGAUCGAUUUGUUUAUUGCUGGCAUCCACGUCUCGGCCAACGCGACGGCGAUGGACCAAGGCACAUCGGUGCUCUUCACCGUCGCCGUCAACAGCCCGCCGAUAGCCCCCGUGACGAUUACGCUUGCAUGCAACGACACGUCGCGUCUCAUCGUGCCGGCUCCGCUCGUCGCGACGACAAACACGACGCUCCAAUGGCUUCUCCGGAGCACACGCGACUUUAUGGACAAUGGCAACAACGUUGUCAACUGCGCUAUGGUCAUCAACACGACGGAUGUCUACUACCAGCAAGUGCCUCUGCCCAACACGUCGCUCGUGCUCGUAAACAAGGACACGUCUGGGUUUGCAUUGCGCGGCACGAUGCUCAACAAUCGGGUGCAGCUCACAGUCGCCGAAGGCGGGUUUCCCGACUCGUACACGGUUGCGCUGACGUCCAAGCCAUUUGACGAGGUCGACAUCUUCAUGACGUCCAAUGUUUCGUAUCUCCGAACGACGCCGCCACUCUUGGUGUUUACGCAAGACAACUGGAACGUGCCGCAAACCGUCGUCGCCAAUGCGUCCAAAGAGUCCAACAUCAUUGGCAUGGCCCCAGCCUUCAUUUUACAUACGAUCGUGACCAACGAUACGAAAUACGCGGCGCUUCAGAACUUUACCGUCGGCGUCUCACUGCUGGUGACGUCCGACACGACACCGCCGCCCGCGCUUCAGUCGGCCCAGUUUGGCAACACGGGAGCUGACAUUCUCUUGACAUUUUCACGGGACGUGGACCUCUCGUCGUUCCCGACGCCGACGAGCUUUGUCUGCACAAGGCUGCUCGUCUUCACAACAGGGUUCUAUGGCGACGUUCCGACGUGCGGAUGGACGUCCAAGAGCACCGUGCGUAUUCUUCUGGGACAGUCCCCGACCGUGCUGCCGGGCGACAAGUGCCAAGUCGUCGCGGGGCUCAAGGCGACCGCGACGUCAACACUGUCCAUGCCGACGUCGUACAUUGUGAUUCAAACGCCUGUCAACCCACCCGUCCCCAAAGUCAGCGUCACGGGACCGCAAAACCUCGGGUCGUGCGACGAUCUCGUCCUCGAUGGACGGUCGUCGUCCGGGGGCGGCGGGCGCGCGAUGGCGUGGGUCUGGACCGUCACCAACGCGCCAGACAUCGCAGCCACCCUCUCGGCGCUCGGGACGACGGCCCAAACCGUGUCGCUACCGGCGAGUACGCUCAUCGCUGGCGGUACAUAUACGUUUUCGCUGACGAUCACCAACUUUUUUGGUGCGUUCGGAACGUCCGGGUCCAUUGUUGUCACAAAAGCAAGUACGCCGUUGCCCGUCGUGUCGAUUGACGGCCCGAGCGCCGUUUCGCUGACAAAGGCGUCGACGCUGGCGCUCAAUAGCGUUGCGACACCCGCAACGUGCGGCAAUACGGACGUCUCGAGCAUCGCGCUGAGCUUUCAAUGGUCCAUGCUCGGGUCGUCCGGUGUCAUGACGGUCGUCAAUUCGACGAGUCGCAAUCCGCGGCAGCUACGGUUGCCGCUACGGACGAUCGCAUAUGGCACGUACACAGUGCAAGUGCUCGUCGGCGUUGUCGGCCACCCAGCGCAGAUCAAUUCGGCGUCCGUGACGCUUCAAGUCGUCCCGUCGGCCUUGGUCGCUGUCAUCUCGAACGGAUUCCGAUCUGUCGGCAACCAAGCCGAUUUGGUGCUCAGCGGCACAGCGUCCAACGACCCGGACUCUUCCUCGACGACGCUACUGUAUGCGUGGCAGUGCUUCGAUGCGAUGACGGGCGCCGUGAGCUGCGGCAACGUCUCGAUUAACAACGGGUCGACUUCAACGGUUGCCAAAACCAAUCUGCCGCCAACGACCACGAUUCGCAUUCUGUUGACGGUCUAUGACCCUGUGACCCAACGCAGCGCGCAAGCAUCGACAACGUACACGGUGCUUCUGGGAAGUCCACCGAAAACCACAGUGGCGCCGCUUUCGCAGCUCAAGUACAACCCUGACGUCAAGAUCGUGCUGAAUGGCGCCGUCACAAGUGCGAUUGAUUCGAGCCCGACCACUCUCUGGUCGGUCCAAGGCGAUGCGACGGUCGCCGACACUGCGUUUGGCUUUGCGAGGACGUCGAAACGGAUGUUAUUGCUGCCCAAUACGCUCACGGCGGGCAAGACCUACGUCUUUGUCUUCACCGGCACAGACAAGUUUGGUCAAUCAAGCAAUGCGACCAUUAGCGUUCAAAUCAACGAGCCACCGACGAGCGGCCUCCUCGUGUCGUCGCCAACCUCGGGCACGACGCUCGCGACGCCCUUUGCCGUGUCGUGUCUCAACUGGGUCGACGUCGACUUGCCGCUAACAUAUGCUUUCAAGUACAUUGUCGGCCCGGCUUCCGCGGAUGCGACUGAGAUUGCGCUCGGCGACUACGCGCUUAGCACAGCGUUCACUACCAUCUUUCCGCUCGGCGGCGGCGUCAACUCGACGAUCACGAUCGUGGCGUAUGUGGCUGAUGCGUACGGGUAUGCAACCAAGGUGUACACCGAGAUCGUUGUCGCAGCUCCGACGGGGUCGGCCUCGGCCCAACAGGCGGCACUGUCCGACCAAAGCUCGCAGCUCGUGGCGUCCGCUGCGAGUACCGACCCCGGCCAAGUCGUCAAUCUCGUUGGCAUGCUCGCAUCCACGUUGAAUGCACCGCCGGCGACGACGACGUCGAGUGGCUCGAGUAGCGGCGGAAGUACGACGACGCCGGCGCCAACAGCAUCGGUGGCACCCGGGCGCACACCAAAGCCGACCGCGGUGGUGCUGAAAUCGUGCCCGUCGUUGUCGGCGGCCCUCGUGUGUUCUGGCCACGGCGCGUGCGUCCUCAACCCUCCGAAGUGCCCGGCGACGAACAUCGACUGCACAGCCACGUGCACCUGCGAACCCUCUUGGUAUGAUUCGGACUGCGCGACGCCUCAAGGCUACUAUGACCAAAAGCAAGCCAUGCUUGGGAAUCUUUUGACCGCCAUGGCGUCCGCGACGUCGAGCAUUGAGCCAACCGCCAAGGCUGUCGAGCAGCAAACCUCUGCAGUGCAGUCGAUCACGGCCAACUCGGGGCUUUUGAGUCCGACGCAGCAGACGCAAGCCCUCGACUUGGUCGCUGGCGUUCUCUCGGCGUCGUCGCAGGUGCAGCUCUCGACCGCGGCAACGACGGCAGUCGGUAGGUCCAUUUCGAAUCUUCUGGACGCACCGAGCACGACCAAAUCGGGUCCUCGCCGCCUCUCGGAGACCACGAACAGCACCGCGGACGCGGCAGCCAAGGCGAUCAAGAUCCAAUCCACAGUCGGCCUCUUGGCGUCUGCCAUGCUCAACGGCAUCGUUCCUGGCGAAGACCCCGUCGAGAUGAACUCGAAAAACGUCAAGAUGGUGCUUCAGCGACACGACCCUGCCAACUUACAGGGCACACUCGAGCUCCCGCUCUCGGAAAGUCAGGUCCAGGCCAACUACUCCAAGCAAACGUUCACGCUGCCGACCACUUUGCCUGCGUCGUCGGCGUGCGCGCAGGGCGUCGACACGCAUGCCACGUUCCUCGCUCAAAACGUCUAUCAAUACGCGAAUGCAAGCUCCAACAUCAACUCGGGUAUCAUUGGUCUCAAAUUGCUCUGUGACGAUUCGAGCACGCCGCUCGCGGUCGCCAACCUCACAAGCGGCAUCUCGAUUCGCAUGCGCAAGCUGGCGCAGUACCCUGUCCCGGGUGCGCCGACGAGCGGCAACGUAUCGUGCACGGCGGGACCGCCGGUGCACUUUAACAUCACGUGCGAUAUCGACCAGCAGCUGUACAAGCUCGUGGCGUGCAACGGGUCGGCCAACUACACUGUGCAGUACACCUGUCCGCAGUACAUUCCGACGCCCAAGUGUCAAUACUGGGACACGACGGCGGGCGCGUGGUCGACCGCCGGAUGCAGGCAGGAGCCCGAUCCAGACGACAACUACAUGCUCUGCGUCUGCGACCACUUGACAGACUUUAGUACGCAAGUCGACAUGGCGUUCCAGGCUGUCGAGGACAACUUCUUCUCGGUGAUCGAGCACCAAACGACAGUCGAGGACGUCGUGCAGAACAUUGGUAUCGUCAUCACGAUGGGGGUCAUGGUCAUCUUGUACGGCGUGAGUCUCCUCUUCUGCCUCAAAUGGGACCGCGACGACCGCGCCAAGCGGCGAAAGUAUGCGCUGACCAAGCAGAACGAGCCCACACACAUUGACUUGCGCAGUCUCUUUGUGCUACCAAAAGUCGCGGCGGCCAAAACGCGGCGUGCAAAGGCCCAAGCGCUUCUCUCUGGGUUCUGGGACGGCUUGAAAGCCAAACACCGGAUUCUCUCGACCAUCCUGCGAUACGACGAAACGUUCACGCGACCGCAACGCGCCAUGGUCAUCUUUACCGUCACGAUGAGUCAGAUGCUGAUCAACGCGCUCUUGUACAAGCUGCGGCAAAUGGACACCUCUGUCGCCACCGUCAUCGUGAGUGGGCUCGUCUCGUCCGUGUGUUUGAUGCCCGUGACGCUCGCGUUUGUCAUUCUCUUCCGCAAAGCCGGCAAGAUGCACGACUACACGGUGCGGUAUGAGAUCGAAGACGACGACCGCAUCGUCGAGGUCGAAGUCGACGCAUACGGCAAACCUGUGCAGUACUCGCAGUACGAUAUGCUCUGCAUCGAUCUCCAAGGGCUUCUCAACGCCGUGCCGCAUGGCGCAUAUGCGCGGAUGCUCGCGCGUCUCGAGCGCGACGGAAACCUCACGUCGCUUGCCAGCAUCGUGUCGCAGUCGCUCUACUUGAUUUUGCACAACCGAGAGGUGCGCGAGCCCGACCCGCUCGACGAUAUUGCCGUCGAGCUCGUGUCCAAGAACCUGUCGACUGCAGCGCAGCCCCGCUUUUCUCUGUUCGCCAAGCCCAAAGUACUCUCUAUGGCGAUCGAGACCCACGUUGACGCGCCGGUUGGCGCUGACCCCGGCCUCUUGAGCGUCGAGAGUGCGGUCGCCAAGCUCUUGGCACUUUGGUCACCGACGACUGACGUCUACGGUCGCCUCAACAAGUUUGAACCGACCGCGAUCACAUCGUCGACGCGCUCCAAGCUCGGGUACCUCCUGCAGGAAGCGAUCGAGCUCCAAAAGAAAGAGACGUCAACCGCCGAAGUCGACGAGCUCGCGAGCGUCGCAUCGAUCCUCGCGUGGUGUCGCAAGUGCUACGAGUGCGCCGAGUGUUUUGCCAACGACACCAACGCGGUCCUUCGCCAUGCCAAGCACGAAAUGCAGCGCACGCGCGAACAGUUGGUCAUGACGCGGCGCAUGGUGCAAAAGCAACUGCGUGAUCGACUGCAGAAGUUUCGAACCAACGUGGUCCGGCGAUCGGUGGACCACCAAGUCCAGGUCGUGAUCCAGAAGAGUAAGCACCACAUGACCGAGACGCGGCGGCGACUCCAAGACGCCCGCCGCAAGUCACGCGUUGCCCGCAAGCUCCAGACUAAAGAGGUCAAGAAACAAAUGGCGGCGGUCCUCGGUAGCCUUCACGGCCUCACGCGCUGGAAGAAGCGGUUUGAACUCUACGAAGAAGCCAAGGAGAAGCGCCUCGCGGACGCGAUGCCGCUCCACGAGCGCCAGCGCUACCUCAACGAAAGCGAGAAGCUCAAGAAGCUCCGGUUCGGCGCGCGCCUCAUGUACAACCUCUUCUUGCGCAAAGCGCCGCAGCGCCUCGAGAAGCCCAUCUUCCCCGAGUUUGUCAACUACAUCUUGUACGCUGUCUGCGCGGGCAUUGAUGCGUUCGCCGCCUACUUUGUCCUCCAGUUCUCGUUCACGGUCGGCCACGCCGUCGCGAGCAUGUGGAUCGGCUCGCUCUUUACGGGGCUGGCCAUGACGUACCUCGUCUCCGAACCCGUCCACAUCUUCUUGCGCGUCGGCGUCUUGCCGCUCCUUGCGUCCAUCUUCCUCGUCAACACCGGACUCUUCGAGGCCCUUGGCACCGAGAUCGUCACGGUGGGUGCAGCCGCCGCCGUCGGCAUUGCCGGCGUCGCCAAGUUUCGCGAAAAGAAGGCGGCGCGCCUCCUCCCCGUCAGUGUUGCCGAUGGCCCGUCGGCGCAACUGGCGAGCGCCGACGCACCGCCCGUUUUGGCAUCCGCGCCAAGUACGCGACUGGUGCAAACAUCGGUGUCGGCGCCACUGCCAUCGGAACCGGCACCCGUCGUACCGGAACCGGUGGCACCGGUGGCAGCGGGACCACCCACGACCAGUCUCGAGUCGCCGGUGGCCCCGAGGCGCAAAUCUCUCGUCGAAGGCGACACGACAGAGCCGAUCGCAUCCUUCCCAACGCUGACAAAGGUUAUCGUCGUGUCUCCACGACCGGCACCGAGCCGUGGAGCAAGUACCGCCAUGCUAGUAACCGGACCGUCGGUGGCCGCUCUGCCUGUGAUGGCGCAAGAGACAACGUCGGACGCUACGUCGUCGGUUCGUGCCGCCGAUCCAGUCGACGUUGCCGCUGCCUUGACAACGGAGCUAGCUACACCGCCUCCCGCCGUCGACGAGUUUGUCUGCGAAUGCGGCGCCAGUACGCCCCAAGACGCCCGUGCGCACCAUCUCGAGCACGACUGCACGCACCGCCUGGUGCAAUGUCGCGCUGGCUGUGGCAUCUACAUCCAGCUCCGGGCGCGCAGCAGCCACGAGAUGAGCCAGUGUCGAUUGCUCUUGUGUGCUUGCGGCAAGAUGGUACUGCGGACCAAGAUGGCGUCGCAUCUCGAGUCCGAAUGCGUCCAACGCAGCGUCACUUGUCGUCUAGGCUGCGGCGCGUCCAUGCCGCUCCACGCGCGUGAGAAGCACGAACGGUCGGUGUGCGACCUGCGCGUCACGUCCUGUCCCGACUGCAACACCGUCUUGCCGGUGCGCGAGCUCGCGACGCACCGCGCAGCGUGCACGACAAAAGCGAUUGUGCGCGGCCCCGCGACAAAGCUCUUGGUGCGGCGGCAGUCGAGCUUGCUCAUCUUGGGCGACGACGUUUUGGCCGAGCCCAGUAACGAGCGGCCGGUGUCCCCGCCGUCGCCGACGACAACGAGCCUCCAAGGUCCACCGCUUGUCAUUCCAACAGUCAAGGCACCGCGCGGCCCGUUGGCGGCACCGACAACAACAAAUGUUGCGCGCCGCGCUCGGGCGCCACCUGCGGCGGCGGCGGCCCCGGGUGAAAUGCAAGGCCCGCCGCUCGUGCUCGCGCCCGGAGCAAUGGCCGACGAAGCCAAGGCCAAGAACGAACUCGCUCGGAAAGGCGUCGCGAUGGCCGCGGCAGCCGAUGGCGCCAAGCGACUGACCAACGAGUCCGACGCCAAGCCCCGGCGGGCCGACGUCUCGGAGGCGGUCGUGGAAACAACCGGUGCCGGGCAGAUGGCCAAGUCGGCCUUCGAAGGUGCAGCGGCGACGCUCUUUGACGGCACGGCGCCUGUCCGCACGCAGCCGUUGCGCGGCCCACGCGCCGCCAACCCGUUCCAGCCACCGCCCGACGCCAAGCCGUCGACAUAA
This is a messenger RNA of Saprolegnia parasitica CBS 223.65, 16251 nucleotides long. RefSeq lists its product as hypothetical. Lineage: Eukaryota; Oomycota; Saprolegniomycetes; Saprolegniales; Saprolegniaceae. The annotation marks the transcript as partial. Gene Ontology annotation, molecular function: zinc ion binding. The transcript has 27 exons. The record is from RefSeq and is a predicted model, not a curated record.